Debaryomyces hansenii CBS767 is the source of this 507-nucleotide messenger RNA. Its product is annotated as DUF1993 domain-containing protein. The coding region runs from base 1 to 507 and encodes 168 amino acids. Lineage: Eukaryota; Fungi; Ascomycota; Pichiomycetes; Serinales; Debaryomycetaceae. The transcript has a single exon. The record is from RefSeq and is a predicted model, not a curated record.
AUGACCUACUCUCUCUACGAUGCAACGGUUGUAAUGGCCAAGGGCGCUCUCACGUCUCUCAAGAGAAUCCUAACUGAAGCUGAGAAGCACCCCAAUUCCGACACUUUCUUCACAGCACGCCUCGUGGAGGACAUGAAGCCACUCACAUUCCAAGUUCACUGUGCCGCUUUCCUGGGCGAGCCAUUGGCUGCGAAGCUUUCCGGUGGAGAGUAUGCUGAGCCUGAAGAAGAUCUUGAUACCUAUGAGAAGAUGCAUGCUCGCAUCGACCUGGCUCUCAAGCACCUAGAAGAGACCGACAAAGACACAGUCAAUAGACUCGGUGAAACUUCAACUUCUUUCACCGUUCGUGAUAAAGCAAUUGAGGUGCCUGUCAAUGCUGUGGUUGGCUCGUGGAAUAUGCCAAACGUCUAUUUCCAUGUCUCGAUGGCCUACGCUAUCUUGCGAAAGGAGGGGGUACCAUUGGGGAAAAGGGACUGGAGCCGGGCCUUUGUCAGCGACUAUGUUUGA